Molecule: messenger RNA, 6424 nt
Organism: Procambarus clarkii (red swamp crayfish)
Lineage: Eukaryota; Metazoa; Arthropoda; Malacostraca; Decapoda; Cambaridae
Product: proline-rich protein 36
Biological process (GO): actin filament polymerization
Cellular component (GO): actin filament
Source: RefSeq, a predicted model, not a curated record
CAAAUUAAUCCUAUUCUCAACAUUCCAGGUUAUCUGGUUCUAUGCAGCCUGUUCCUCCUGACGAGGGGACAGUCCCUCUUCGACGAGGUGGAUCAUACUUUCGGUGCCAGCGAUAAUAUCCCAGAUGUCUCCCUGUCCCAAUCAACGCACGAAGCCAUCUUAUCUGAAAAUGAAGAACACCAAACAUCAGAAGUCUCUCUCUUCGGUGGGCCUAAGAUGUCCCUCAGCAUGAAGGAACUUCAGGAAGGGGGUUAUCCCGAAGCAGCAGCAGGGCAGGCUGACCUGCCCUCCAAGAAGUUCCCCAACUCUGGCAUUUACAGGACCAAUCCAUCGACCAAGCCUCGGGUAGCCUCGGCAACCGUCGCCACCAGCCUCGCCGGUGGCCAACAAGGCGGGUCUCUCUUUGAUAACCUCCCUAACGCGGGUGCCAGUUCAAAGAGCCGCAGCGUGGUUCGCCCUACCACCAGGGGCUUGAACUCCGCGAAAACGCCGAAAGAUCGUCACACCAGCCUCUUCAACCCUUCUGAUUUUAUCAUUCCAUCUUCUCAAAGAGAGUUCAUCGACAAAGACGCUGACUACGAUGAGCCUUCGUCCUACGAGGACUACUACGACGAGGACGAGAGUUUUGGGGACGAACCAUCACCCACCACUCACAGGUUUCGCCUCCCGCCGAGCGGAAACCAUUCUUCACAGGAAGCCCCAGAUGAAGCCUCAAUAUCGCAAACCCUCCAGCUACUCGUCCACUACGCCCAGCACCUCGCUGCCUCCCUCAACACAACCACUCCAACCUCCUCCUCCACCCCAACCUCCUCCUCCACCCCAACCUCCUCUCCUCCUCCUCCUCCAGCCCUACAAGGAGACCUGCAGCUUGCACUAGAAAGGUUGACGAGUAAAAAAUCCAAAGCUUUGAAUUCUCCGGAAAACAACAAUGUCGAUUUCUUUGCUUUGUAUAAUGAAAAUCUUCCCGGACUGGCGAAACUUUUGGGUACUCCAGACGAAGACAGCAGAGAUACUCCAACCUCUGGCGAGGACUUGAACGACAAGACACUAGCAGACAUUAGGAGGCGACGACUGGAAGACCUGAAGCUUGCCAUGGAGAUUAUCACAGCAUUUGAAAGUCCGUCAUUGAGAGACGAAAAAAAUGAUGAAGAAUUUGAGCUGAAGCUGGCGAAGUCUAUCUACAACCGGCAAAUAAACUCCUUGUCAGAACUCAACAGGAAACAGCGUGACACUGUCCACUCUCUAAUGACUAUGGUUAAGGGUUCAAGAUCACGACAUCCCAAUGGCUAUUACUUUCCGGUCAAAGAUCCUCUACCAUCAGCUCCUCUCUUUACCAGCUAUCCCUCACCAGUCCAACAAAGAGAUCUGCCAGCUCCUCCUCCUCCUCCAACAAACCGCUAUUUCUUACCAAUCCAACGAGAUCCACCAGCUCCUCCUCCAACAAACAGCUAUCUCCCACCAGUCCAACGAGAUCCACCAGCUCCUCCUCCAACAAACAGCUAUCCCCCACCAGUCCAACGAGAUCCACCAGCUCCUCCUCCAACAAACAGCUAUCUCCCACCAGUCCAACGAGAUCCACCAGCUCCUCCUCCAACAAACAGCUAUCUCCCUCCAGUCCAACCACAAGAUCCACCAGCUCCUCCUCCAACAAACAGCUAUUUCUUACCAAUCCAACGAGAUCCACCAGCUCCUCCUCCAACAAACAACUAUCUCCCACCAGUCCAACAAAGAGAUCCACCAGCUCCUCCUCCAACAAACACCUAUCUCCCACCAAUCCAACAACAAGACCUUCCAGCUCCUCUUCCUCCCACCAAUAGCUAUCUCCCACCAAGUCAGCAACGUGAUCCGCCAGCUCCUCCUCCCACUAGCAGUUACCUCCAACCAAACCAAAAUACGGUGGCUGAUCAACCUGGUCCACCAGCUCCUCCGAGAACCCCGUCCAAUAGUUACAUUCUCCCAAGUCGAAAUGAAGAAUUUAGCCAGAAAGAAAGAUCCAGGCUCGUCAUCACUCCAGCUGAGAUUUACAUUUUUCCUAAGGGACUUCCAACAUCACAGACGCAGAGUGGCACACCCCAACAGGCAGAUCCUUCAGCAAGCUUGUCGACUGCAUAUCGGUUGCCCAAUAGAGUCACAGCAUCUGCUGCUCCCCGGCCUCCGCCUGUCUAUGUCGCUAUACCUCCGACAAAACCGGCCGACCCUGAGUCUUUACCACCAGCUCCACCGAACACCAUUACACAAAGGCCCUCACAAGAAUACCUACCUCCCAGAGACGAGGUGGCGACCACCCUAAACCCCUACUACAGGCCUCCCACCGGAUUCUUGCCUCUCGAGGGCACCGGAAGCCGUGAUGACUCCGAUAAAUGGAGACCCAUCACACCUCCGAGCAAUGCAGCCUCUUACACCACAGAUCAUCUAGAUACGCAGGAUGACCCUAGCCCAAGCGGUACCAGCAACUAUUACUACCAUUACCAUUAUCACUACGCAGGGGAUAACAACGAAUUCUCAGACACUGGGAACAAGAAAGAAGACUCCAGUAGCAAAGAACGUAGUUACAAGUCAGCAAAGUGCAAGUCUGGGAAUGAUUGCAAUGAUCAGGUAUCAGCAGAUCCUAUCGGUUCUAGAUCAGGAUAUUCCUCUUUUUCUACUCACAGAGAUCAGAAAGAUAUUUUUAGUGACCCGCUGCCUUCCAAUGCCCUCACGGCUCCUCGCCAACAAAGUCCGCCCUCUUCAUAUUCUUCCCUUCCGCUGGAUGCUCCCUCUGCUCUAACACAGGUUCCGUCUCAUUUAAGCUCGCCUUCGGGAAAAUAUGGAUACAUGCAUUCGCUUCCGUCUCCACCUCCUGCAGCUCCUCCAAGACCAUCAAAUACAUACGGGCCUCCACCUCCUGCAGAUCCCCCAUCAAAUACAUACGGACCUCCACCUCCUGCAGAUCCCCCAUCAAAUACAUACGGACCUCCACCUCCUGCAGAUCCCCCAUCAAAUACAUACGGACCUCCACCUCCUGCAGAUCCCCCAUCAAAUACAUACGGACCUCCACCUCCUGCAGAUCCCCCAUCAAAUACAUACGGACCUCCACCUCCUGCAGAUCCCCCAUCAAAUACAUACGGGCCUCCACCUCCUGCAGCUCCCCCAUCAAAUACAUACGGGCCUCCACCUCCUGCAGCUCCUCCAAGACCAUCAAAUACAUACGGGCCUCCACCUCCUGCAGCUCCCCCAAGACCAUUAAAUACAUACGGGCCUCCACCUCCUGCAGAUCCCCCAUCAAAUACAUACGGGCCUCCACCUCCUGCAGCUCCCCCAAGACCAUCAAAUACAUACAGGCCUCCACCUCCUGCAGAUCCCCCAUCAAAUACAUACGGACCUCCACCUCCUGCAGCUCCCCCAAGACCAUCAAAUACAUACGGACCUCCACCUCCUGCAGCUCCCCCAAGACCAUCAAAUACAUACGGGCCUCCACCUCCUGCAGCUCCUCCAAGACCAUCAAAUACAUAUGGACCUCCACCUCCUGCAGAUCCCCCAUCAAAUACAUAUGGACCUCCACCUCCUGCAGAUCCCCCAUCAAAUACAUACGGGCCUCCACCUCCUGCAGCUCCCCCAAGACCAUCAAAUACAUAUGGACCUCCACCACCUGCAGAUCCCCCAUCAAAUACAUACGGGCCUCCACCUCCCUUAAAUCCACCUGAGCCUAUGUAUGGAUAUAGGCCUCCGCCUCCCUCAAAUCCAGCUGAUCCAGUGAAUGGAUACGGACCUCCACCUCCAUCAAAUCCACCUGGGCCAAUGUAUGGGCCUCCACCAGUAAAUCUACCAAUCUUUCAACCGCCAGCUCCGCCACCUACACCUUCAUCGGCAUACGGUCCUCCUCAAAAUACAAACCGGUAUCCUCGUUCUCCUCCAACUUUGUCCUAUGGUCCACCACCAACGACGACGAGCCCCCCAGCCAUCCCUCCAGUCACUGCGUCACCUACAUACGGCGCCCCACCGGCAGACCCUCAGCCUCCUGCUCCUCCCAGCACAGCCUUCAUUCCAGCGCGACCUCCUCCACCACCAAGAAUCCCGUUCUUGUUGUCGAAGAAACGCAAGCCGCCCAAGUUUUUUCAACGGUCCCCCGUUGUGGCCAUCGGACCCAUCGCACAUGGCCAGCCAGCUCAGUAUGCACAGCCUGCAAGUCCUCCACGUGAUCCAGUGAAUCAACAGCGAGACCAACUACAGCUGGAAUAUUUUCAAAAUCAGCUGCAGAUGCAAGAAGAAGCAAACAAGUUAAGAGACCUGAAUGAUCUUAAGUUGCGAAUCAAAGUUCAAGAAAUGCAGAAAGAGCAGAUGAAAAAAAGUUUAUUUAAGCGUCUGAAAGACGAAAAAGCCACAGACUUCAAAAAACUGUUCUAUGAAGGGGCCAUGUUGCUGGGCGCCAUGUCACUUCUGCCCAUCGCUGCUGGUCGUCGCCGGAGAGACGUCUCGGAAUACCCAUUUAUUGAGAACGGGACACUCUUUACCGGCCCUGUAACCCUACCCGAAAUCUUCAACAAUACGAGCCUAGAGAUGACGACGCCCAAUCCCUCUCAAAGCAGCCCCAACAUAACCUUGGAGGAAGUGAUCACAGUGCUUCAGAUCAAGGGGCUGGACGAAAUUGAGAACGAGAGUACACAAGAACUUUCAUCAUGGCUGCCGUCUGCCAACAGCCUCGGGGACUACAACUGUCUACGCCGGUCCUUUUGCCAGCUCAUGUCGCACCUAGAGGGUACCCCGUUACACCGCGAGUUUCUCAACUACUACCUCUUGCUGUUCCCAGAGUGGCGAGGGAUACCGUGGCUGACGGCGGCGCUGCAGGAGACCCAACUGAGGGAACGCCACACCACCAUCACCCAGCACCUCCACCCUCUUCCCUGUCAAGACUUCGUCUGUACACCCGCUGACUAACCAGUCUUAAGGCGACACUGCGGCUAUGUAUUUAACAGUGACACCUUGAACCGACUUCACGAGUUAAGAAAAUGUAUCAUGUAGUUCAUACAUGAGAAUUUCCCAACUUAAAUAUAUAUAUAUACACACACACACACAUUACCGGAGUUGUGAAUGGUGAAUAAAUGAAUAUAUAUUGUAAAGCCGAAAUUUCCUCCGACGUGCUAGCAAUCGUAUUCCCAAACCACAACCAGUAGUUGUGUAGCAGUAGUAGCAGUAAUUUUUUUUUAACUUUAAUUAAUAGGUUACAUUUGGCUUGUAGGCAUCCAUCAGUCUCAGGAGACUAUGGAGUUGGGCUCUGGGGCUCUGGUUGUCGGUUUGGCUAAACCUACACAGUUUAUACAUUACCUGUUAAACGGAUGGACUGACGUAAUACUUGUAGGUGAACUCUCCGUGUAGCCUUCCAUAGUUACUGGUGAUAGUGUUCAAGGGCGCUGAAGGGUCACAACACAGUAAAGAACGACACUCUCCCCACGACGGCCGGCAGGUGACUGGCGUCUCGGAAUCUCGGUACCUUGACCGAGGUAAACAAGACCACGUGUACUCCAGCGAUAUCUACCGGAACUAUCUUAGUUACUCAUAGGAACGAUUUGUAUAAGUGGUUACGAAUAAAAUUUCUGAUUCUGAGUAGUAUAGGUCUUGCGAGGGGGGUUGUAUUAUGAUAAAUAUAUACAAAUACUAACAUGCCGUUGUACAGCCCAACGACGUUAAGAUCUUAAGAAUAAAUCCUUCUCCUUAACUUGCACUUAUUGUAUGAACAUAUCCACAAGGGCCGUGACGAGGGUUCGAACCUACGUCUGAGAGGCUCCCAGACGCUUGUGGACUUGUUCAUUUGAUGCAUCACGCUAUUGUGAUUUCUGUGUGUAUUGUACUUAUUGUAUUUAUUGCAGCUUUGAUCUAGUGGGGACUAUUUUAUUAUAAUAUUUUUAUUAUAACUUCCUGCGGUUUUAGGCUUAACAAGCUAAGUAGCUUUCAUACAAACUACUGCUUACCUCAUCAAAUCACAGGAUUAGGACUGUUUUCCUCAUAGUUAUUUAUGAAAAUGAUUUUAUGAACGUUAAAUAUAAUGUAUCCAGAAUGAGUAUGAUAAUUACAUCGUUGCAUGCAGAGUUAAAUAUAUUGGUAAAACAUUCACUUUCUAGUGGCGCUGCCCAAUAAACUCGCCCCUCGGGGCAAAAUUUAAAAAUUUAAAAAAAAUCACUUUCUAUAUGUAAUCAAAUUAAUUAAGUCAUAUAUUUUAUGUUUAAUGUUCAGGUCCGCUUUUCCCGCAAGUAUGUUCAAGUUGCUUGGCACUAGGUUAUGUUGGGUAUUGCAACUUGUCUACAUUAGUAUUGCUGCAUCUUAAGCUGCAUUACCUCCUGAGGCUUAUUCUCAUACUAUGAUUUCACUCAAUUUUGCCCAUUAUUACGUUUUUUUAAUCCUAUGGUAAUUUGGAUGCAAGCAGGAUGACAUAAUAAAGGAAUUAAACGAU